This is a messenger RNA of Erythranthe guttata (spotted monkey flower), 1505 nucleotides long. Its product is annotated as heterogeneous nuclear ribonucleoprotein 1. Lineage: Eukaryota; Viridiplantae; Streptophyta; Magnoliopsida; Lamiales; Phrymaceae. Gene Ontology annotation, biological process: regulation of translation. The record is from RefSeq and is a predicted model, not a curated record. Gene Ontology annotation, molecular function: mRNA binding.
UUCUGUCAUUCAACAAACAAACAAACCCCACUUCUUACUCUCCUCACUUUUGGGACUCGCCGUUCUCUCUCCUCUCUCUCUCAUCCCCCUCUUUUUUCCCUCUUUUAUUUCCCCCCAAUUUUUUUGCCACGCCCAAAUAAAAAAAUAAAAACCCUAGCUUUUCUCUUUCCUCUUCCGUUUCGUCUCUUCAUUAAUUCAUCGUCAAGGAGUGUGCUUGAGGAAAAAUAGGUAUGGAGGAGGCCGAGCCGAACAAGCUGUUCGUUGGGGGUAUUUCAUGGGAAACCACUGACGAUAUUCUGAAAGAGCAUUUCGCUGAAUACGGCGUCGUUUUGGGCUCUGUGAUUGCUGUCGAUCGGCAUACCGGUAAACCUAGGGGAUUUGCGUUUGUUACCUUCUCUGAAUCUUCUGCCGUUGAUCGUGCCCUUCAAAAUCCCCAUAUCAUUCUUAGUAGAACGGUGGAGGUGAAAAGGGCUAUUCCGAGGAACGAGCAGCAAAAUCAACAACGGGGAUUGAUUACGAACAACACUAGGAGUAACAUUAGUAGCAGCGAAAGUUUUAGGACAAAGAAGAUAUUCGUAGGUGGUUUAUCAGCUAAUUUGACCGACGACGAAUUCAGAACUUACUUCGGAAAAUUCGGCAGAAUCACCGAUGUGGUUGUCAUGCACGAUAACAUGACCCAUAGGCCAAGAGGGUUUGGUUUUAUUACAUUCGACUCUGAGGAAUCUGUCGAGGAAGUUAUGCGCAAGAACUUUCACGAGUUGACCGGGAAACUCGUGGAGGUCAAAAGGGCUGUACCAAAAGACAGUGCUAUGGGUAGUGGCAACAAUAGUAAUAAUGCAAGAGGUCAUAACUUAAACAACUCUUAUAACCAAGGAAGCUAUUUACCAAGUGUAGGGUACUACCCCACCACGUAUGGCAAUGUUGUAAAUUAUUCAUAUGGAGCUGGAAUUUACGGUGGGGGUGGGGGGUACCCUUUUGGAGGUUACGGCCCAAUUGGUUAUGGGUCUGCGCCGAUUGCUCCGAGGGGGCCUUGGCCCCCUGCAAUGGUUGGUUUUAGGGGGGGUUUCUUCCCUUACAGCGGAGGUGUUGCCCCUAUGUAUCCUACUUUUGUAAAUGGUGCUGCACAUGGACCGAUGGGUUUUGGAGGAAAUGGAUAUAGUGGAAUCUUGAAAUCGGGAGGUGAGUUGACUCAUCCUCAGAAUGGUGGUGGUGCAAAUAUGCAGAUGUGAAUUUUUUUUUUGUCGGCGGCAAAAAGAAUUGAUGACAAGCGUUACUAAUUGGGAAGCUGACUAGAUGGGAUCUUGGUUGUGGAUAAUUAACCGGUUAGAAAUCGUCCCGCUGACGUGGCUGGGUAUUUAUUGUUUCAUGUUGGUUUUUUACUUGCUUUGGAUGUGUUUCUAAUUCGUACAAAGAUUUGGUGUGUUUUUCUUUUAUUUAUGGUCAGAAAUUCGUGGAUUCGUGGUUUGUUUAUUGUAAUAUAAUUUAAUUUUUUUUUCCUUCUCUAA